This is a messenger RNA of Pseudoliparis swirei, 1538 nucleotides long. It is a transcript of the gene ribc1, whose product is annotated as RIB43A domain with coiled-coils 1. The transcript is spliced from 7 exons. Lineage: Eukaryota; Metazoa; Chordata; Actinopteri; Perciformes; Liparidae. The coding region runs from base 1 to 1137 and encodes 378 amino acids. The record is from RefSeq and is a predicted model, not a curated record.
AUGUACAAAGUGGAUUUGCCUGUAGAUCCAUCCAUUGAAAACGCAGUGAAGAUGCGAAGGUCUGCAGAAACAGCACGCAAGGCCCGCAUCUUCAACACCCGGCUGCGUGUGAUGGGCCUCGAUCUUGAUGCUCUCAACCAACAGGUCCAGGAGAAAAAACAUCAUCAAAACAUGGAGAAACAACGGGACAAAGCUUUCGAUAAGCUGAGAAAAUAUCAUGGUGAAGCACUGCUUCAGCAAGACAUUGAUGGAAGAGAGAAGCAAGCAGCUUUACACACUGACCUGACCAAGUAUUGGGCCACUCAUCAACGUGUAGAGGACACGCGUGAUGCUGAUCUCAAGUGUGGCCUGAAGGGGGCAUUCAGGAUCACCAUUCCAGAGGAUAAGCUGGGGCCUGCCAGUAUGACAAUAUUUCAGGGAGAGGAUAUCGGAGAAGAGCAGAGGAGGAGAGAACAAAAGAAAAAGACAGACAGAGAUCUGCGAGCACAGAAAGAAGACAAUGAGAGAAGGCUUUUAGGAGACAAGCACAGAGAGAUGCUGGUGAGCAAAGAGCUGGUGCAUCAAGACUGUCAGGGGCUUCAGCUUCGUGCACUCGAGGAGGAGUGUAAGAAAGCUGCCCGAGUUGCAUUGGACAGCUACAAUCAAGCUCUGGCUGCCGAGCAGACAGAAACACUGAAGGAGCAGCACUGGCGAGAAGAGAGGGAGAAUCUUGCAGAGAUGCAGCACACUCUGACAUCCGACAUGAUGACAGAGUGUGCUGAGGCAGCGGCGGGAGAGGUGGGAGGAGGGAGGCUGCCACUGGUUCUGGUGGACAGAUGGAAGGGUAUGACCCCUGAGAAACUGAGCGUCAUCCACAGGGAGAGAGAAGAACAACGUCUUGAGAGACAGAGACAACGAGAAGGUAAAAAGAUUCAGGAUGCAGCUUGCAAACUCCAGCUCCUGAAGCUGUCCAGAGAAGCAGAGGAGGAGGAGAGCAGAGCAGAGGAGCUGAGGAGAGAGAAGAGGAUUCAGACAGACCGUUACAACAUGCAGCUGGCAGGAGAGCAACAGGCAUACCAGGAGUACCUGAACAAGAAGCUAUACACCAACAAACCCAGCAAGGACUACUUUGAUCAAUUCAACAGCAGCUCCCGCUGACAACACAGGCGUGUCUCUUUGUGACAAUGUGCUAAUAAAAUCUACUGAUUGUUGUACUCACACUCAAUAUACAUUGAAUGUUCUUUAAUCAAUACAUCUUUCUCAUUUGAAGUGACACACAUGCAUUGAUCUACAGAUACUGAUGAAAAAGAAGGGACCCUUUUUGCUUUUUUGGUACAGAUUGUUCCGCGUAUUUUAUUUUUUCGUUAUAAAACCAGUUACAGUGGUAGAUUCAUAUUGCAGUUACAGUUAUAUUGGCCCCAUAUGUAGUACACAUCCACCCACCUCAUGCCGUUCACGUCAUCAGUCCCAUUGUGCACAGCACAGCACAGAGGCAACUCGACACCCGGAUGUGACUCACACUUCCUAGCCUUAUUCUGUUUUUAAAUAAUGUGUAUUCC